Exophiala mesophila is the source of this 909-nucleotide messenger RNA. Its product is annotated as 40S ribosomal protein S16. NCBI's taxonomy places the organism in Eukaryota, Fungi, Ascomycota, Eurotiomycetes, Chaetothyriales, Herpotrichiellaceae. The record is from RefSeq and is a predicted model, not a curated record. The transcript has 4 exons. Gene Ontology annotation, cellular component: cytosolic small ribosomal subunit; ribosome. Gene Ontology annotation, molecular function: RNA binding; structural constituent of ribosome. Gene Ontology annotation, biological process: maturation of SSU-rRNA from tricistronic rRNA transcript (SSU-rRNA, 5.8S rRNA, LSU-rRNA); translation. Bases 100 to 531 code for a protein of 143 amino acids.
CAACAACACCCACGACGAAGUUCUGAACGAUCGCAGUUACAUAUCCACGACAACAACCUCCCUCCUGUAUCGACUCUGUCAAAUCGCCGUCCUACAAUCAUGUCGGCCCCUCAGAGUGUACAGUGCUUCGGCAAGAAGAAGACUGCCACCGCAGUUGCCCACGCAAAGAAAGGCAAGGGUCUCAUCAAGGUCAAUGGAAAGCCUCUCUCGCUUGUCCAGCCCGAAAUUCUUCGAUUCAAGGUCUAUGAGCCUCUUCUAGUUGUCGGCCUCGACAAAUUCAGCGAAAUCGACAUCCGCGUCCGCGUCACCGGCGGUGGUCACACAUCCCAGAUCUAUGCCAUCCGACAAGCCAUCUCCAAAGCCCUCGUCGCCUACUACCAGAAAUACGUAGAUGAGUACACCAAGAACAAGCUGAAGCAAGCUCUCGUCCAGUACGAUCGUACACUUCUCGUCGCCGAUAACAGACGGUCGGAGCCCAAGAAGUUCGGUGGUCCAGGCGCCAGAGCCAGAUACCAAAAAUCUUACCGUUAAAUUUGUGGACGAGCUGGAUUUGCGGUUGGGGAUGUUUCGAACGUGGGUCGUGGUACCGGUACUGGUGGUCGAGUAUCUCGCAUCAGUACGUUUGCAAUGGCUGUGAUGGGGUUAGGGGGAGUAGUGUGCUAUUGCUACCACUGGUGACGGUGAAGAUCGAAGAGCAGAAGUUCCCAAUCACGCCUUUUACAUGUAAAGGUGUGGGAAUGGAUGAAAACAGUCAGGCGGCAUGGGGAGUAUCUCCCAUGUCAACAUUAAGACUAGCUGUCUAGGGACGCUCUUUCAUGGAAGAGUUGCCUCUGUCGCAGCAUCAGACCAAUACAACCAAUUCCUGAAUACUAGAGUAUCACAUCACGAUGUUUUGGAUUUGAAUUCACA